AUGAUGCAAAUCCUGGCGUCUCCUGAUACGCGGAGUCAACGUGCAAUUUUGAUUAGACAACGGAAAGAGAGGCUAGAGGCUGCCCGUCGGGCGUCACUACUCGGUCGAACAACAGCCGACACACUAUUAUCAGCGCCGGAGGCGGCGUCGAGCAGCGAUCGCGGAGAGCACACUAACAGUCGCUCUCCAUCAACCAGCUAUUCCAGCUGCAUCGACGACGAGCGAAAGUUCUCCAGUCCUCAUCGUAGACGAGUAGUCGAUGUCAGCGAUCAUAAGACAUGUGCACUGUUGAUGACGAGGAUGAAAGAGGCAAGUAGACAGCUGCCGUCGCCGAACCAUCUAUCCAAACUUUGA
Caenorhabditis briggsae is the source of this 354-nucleotide messenger RNA. The transcript has 4 exons. NCBI's taxonomy places the organism in Eukaryota, Metazoa, Nematoda, Chromadorea, Rhabditida, Rhabditidae. The record is from RefSeq and is a predicted model, not a curated record. The coding region runs from base 1 to 354 and encodes 117 amino acids.